CCCGACACAUGAUUGGUGACGUCACAAGGCUAACACACCACCAGCUAGCUAGUUAGCAAACAUUGUAAUAAUAGCUGUUACGCCUUAUUCUUUUAGUUUUGCCAUCGCAACAACCACUGGAAAUGGACAACUCUGGGAAGGAAAAGGAAGCCAUGGCUCUGAUGGCGGAGGCCGAGAAGAAGAUGAAGUCGUCAUCGUCGUUUUUGGGGGCACUUUUCGGGAGCUCAUCCAAACAGGAGGAGGCGUGUGAGCUGUAUGUGAGAGCAGCUAACAUGUUCAAGAUGGCCAAGAACUGGUGCGCUGCAGGAAACGCCUUCUCUCAAGCGGCGCAGCUCCAUCUUCAGAUGCAGAGCAAACACGAUGCCGCCACCAACUUCAUAGACGCCGGAAACGCGUUCAAAAAAGCAGACCCACACGAGGCAAUCAACUGCCUAAGUCGAGCCAUUGAGAUAUACACAGACAUGGGGAGAUUCAAUAUUGCUGCAAAACACCACAUUGCAAUCGCAGAGAUCUUUGAGACUGAGCUGGUGGAUGUCGAUAAGGCCGUAGCUCACUAUGAACAGGCUGCCGAUUAUUACAAAGGAGAAGAAUCCACCAGCUCGGCUAACAAGUGCCUUCUCAAAGUGGCAACCUAUGCAGCUCAACUAGAGCAGUACCCCAAAGCCAUUGAGAUUUAUGAACAGGUUGGGACCCAUGCAAUGGACAGCACCCUCCUCAAGUACAGCGCCAAGGACCACUUCUUCAAAGCUGCCCUCUGCCACUUCUGUGUGGACAUGCUCAACGCAAAGCUUGCAGUACAGAAGUACGAGGACAUGUUUCCUGCUUUUUCUGACUCUCGGGAGUGCAAGCUGGUGAAGAAACUUCUAGAUGCUUGUGAAGAGCAGAAUGUGGAAGCGUAUACUGAUUCGGUCAAGGACUACGACACCAUCUCCAGGCUGGACCAGUGGCUCACCACGAUGCUGCUUCGGAUCAAGAAGACCAUUCAGGACGAGGAGAGUAACCUGUGCUGACUCACCCCCCCCCCCCCC
This is a messenger RNA of Gadus chalcogrammus (walleye pollock), 1028 nucleotides long. It is a transcript of the gene napab, whose product is annotated as N-ethylmaleimide-sensitive factor attachment protein, alpha b. The transcript is spliced from 11 exons. Gene Ontology annotation, cellular component: synaptobrevin 2-SNAP-25-syntaxin-1a complex; vacuolar membrane; terminal bouton. Gene Ontology annotation, biological process: SNARE complex disassembly; synaptic transmission, glutamatergic; intracellular protein transport. The coding region runs from base 123 to 1010 and encodes 295 amino acids. Lineage: Eukaryota; Metazoa; Chordata; Actinopteri; Gadiformes; Gadidae. Gene Ontology annotation, molecular function: soluble NSF attachment protein activity; syntaxin binding. The record is from RefSeq and is a predicted model, not a curated record.